GCUGCUGCUGCUGCUCGCUGGCUGCCUGCUACUCUCGCUGGCUGCUGCCGUUGUCUGCUGCUAUCGCUGGUCGCUGCUGUCGGCCGGCCGUCGCGUCGUCUGACGCCCGUCUGCGUGUGUGUGCGUUCCUCGUGUCGUUUCCUGUCCGCAUAUCCCGAGGUGCACGAUCGUCGUCCUGCCGGUUAAAUAUAGCGCCAAUCGUCGUUUCUAGGCACGCCUUUGAAAACCUCGCUCCGGCUCGCCCCAAAGUCGUCGCAUAUCGCUGCAGUUCUCGGGUUUUUCGCGGACACGCGUUUACGAUCCUUCCGUGCUCGUCUCACUCCUGACGCGGCGUUCGGCCACCCCGCGUUACGUGCCGCCCGGCCGCGAUCCACGUGCGACGUUCUGUUACCGCUGCAGCUACUGUACGGGGUAGUGACCGCCCGAGCGGCGGUGGCGGUGGUGGCGGCGGCGGCAGUGGCGACGACGACGAUUACAAAUACGAGUUCGGCCAUCGCGGUGACGGCUGUUUCGGCCUUUCCCUGUUCCUCCCCGACCGCGGCCGUCUUCUGUCACUCGUUGCACGCAGUGCCGUUGUGCUGCACCACCACCAACACCACCACCAUUACCACUAUUAUUACAACCACCACCAUCACUAACGCCAUCACUACUUCGGACUGCAGCUCAAUCCCGGUGUCGCCGAAGUGAUGCAACAACAAUGCGGUUUCUGCGCUGCGGUGUCCGACAUGUUCCGGAGGAUCAUGUGCUUUAACGGCAGCAGGAGGGGUAGCGACCAGUCGUACUAUCAUGAGCUGGACAACGAUGACCCACAAAUCGCACUAGUGACCGCUGACCCCACAAAUGUAUCGCCCCAUUCUCCAGAUGUGAUCUACAUCCGUCUCAGAGACGAUUCGCCCACAGACGACCGAUGCAGAAGACGUUCACGAUUGUUGUCCGAAGGCGAAGUGGUUCUUCUUGAGUCGGUCGCCCAUUCCGGUAAACGGUUACCCAACGGUCGGUUCUUAACCAUGCACAAACGGAGACGGAAAAAGCUCACCACCCGAUCAUUGUCUAACGAAAACGCACCGGCGCUAUUGGAUGACAUUCAUCACGGCCAAGUCCAGUGUGUGCUGAAACACGUCUGGAAAUGGCCGUUCAACGCUUUUGCAUUAGACACAGCUACAGGGGGAAGAUCGCUUCCAGUACUCUGUGUUCAUCUUUUCCAUUGGUACGGUUUAAUGGAACACUUCAAGUUGGACGUUGUCCAAGUUUGGAAACUCUUCAGUCUUAUAGAGGAAGGGUACCACAGCACAAAUCCAUACCAUAAUGCUAUUCAUGCUACCGACGUAACCCAAGCAAUGCACUGUUUUCUGCAAGAGGAUAAGAUUAAGAACUUCUUAACACCUCUUGAAAUAAUGGCAUCCCUCAUAGCAGCUGUUGCUCAUGAUCUCGACCAUCCUGGUGUCAAUCAACCUUUUCUUAUAGCAACCAGUAACCACUUGGCCACUCUCUACGAGAACACUUCAGUGUUAGAAAACCAUCACUGGAGAUCGGCGGUGGGCUGUUUACUUGAAAGCCACGUUGCGGAAAAACUUAGUCCCAUACGUCAAGAUCUCGAAUCGCAGAUAAGUUCACUAAUCUUGGCCACCGAUAUUACGAGGCAACCGGAAUUCUUAAAAAAAUUUAAUGACUAUCUGGAAAACGACGAAUUGGACAUGAAGGAUCCGGAGUUACGGCAUUUCAUAUUACAAAUAGCUCUGAAGUGUGCGGACAUAUCGAACCCGUGCCGACCGUGGGACGUGAGCCGUAAAUGGAGCCUGAAGGUAUGCGACGAAUUUUUCAGACAGGGUGAUUACGAGAGGCAGUUGGGAUUACCUGUGACCGACAUCUGCGACCGGUAUAACAACACCGUGCCGAAAAUCCAAACCGUGUUCUUCAAGUUCAUGGUACUACCUCUGUUCAACCUGUGGCACAAGUUCUUGGACACCAAGUUGUCGCACUCGAUGAUGGAGAACCUGACGAAGAACCAACAGCAGUGGGAGGAGCUGCGACAGCGAGAGAACUAUGAGGAGCAGCUGACGGACGUGUCGGAGGCGUCUGACAGGGCGGUAGUGGCAGCGGACGCGGACGACAUGCAGCCAGAACCGGAGCUGGUGGACGGGCUGCCGAACCGCCGGGGCUCGCUGCCAGCCGUUAUGCUGGAGACGGUGGACAAGAUGGGCCGCCGGCACUCGGUGCCGCUGAACCUGUCACGGGCCACUGCGACCCAGGUGCCGAGUAUGGACACCAAACUGCGUCGCGACAGCCUGGGCGCGACCAUGCUGCCGCCAUCUACGCUGCUGGUGCAGGUGGAGAACCGGCGCCGGUUCACGCUGGGUCAGAUCCCUUAUCUGGAGGAAGAAGAAGAGGGCUUGAGUCUGUCGCUGGGAUCGUCACGCAGCAGCGGGUUGCAGCGGUCGUCGGACGGUGGUGGCGGCGGUGGAAGCCACAAGGACGACCGGCCGGUGAGCGCGGAGAACCUGAUCCCCGAACCGAGCAUCGCGACCAUCACGAACCCGGCCGAGGCCAGUCGGCUGUGCAAUGUUAUACAUGGCGUCACGUCGCCCGUGCUUCAGCAGGCCGCACGCAGCCUCACGCGCCAACAGACGUUUCCUCCCAUCCAGCCGUACGUCCGCGCACGUUACCUGUCCACCGGUGGUGGCAGCGAUCUGGUUCCGUGCUCGUCGUCCAGCGGUGGCACUUCGGCCGUGUCCACCGCGUCCAGUAGAACCGGAUCGACCAGUAGCGAGGGCGGUGGUGGUGCCGGUGACGGUGGUUGUGUCGUCCUCGUGGGCAACGGUAAUGGCACGAAGCGAGACUCCGUUUUGGACGCGGACAGGGCGUAUAAAUUAGCCAGGUUUUCCAAGGAGAAGGAAAACGUCGAUCCGGCUUCGCGGACCAACGCGGAAAUCAGACGGAAUAGCAAUCACGUGAAUCAAAUUUUGACGAAACGCCGAGGUUCAGCUCCAGUUAGUGGUGGAAAUGGUGACAGUACGGUAUUUAUAAUGCCCGGUAAAGGUCAUGAAGCAACAAUACCCAGACGCGGAUCUGUGCCGUCGGAUUUUUCCAAACAGAGUACCUUUUUUAAGAUGGUGGCCAUCGGGCCUCUGAGCACGAAUGGCCGGAAGCAAGGCGCGAGACGUUCAUCACUACCGUAUGAUUCCAAUAUUGGAUUAUUGAGCUCGCCUCUUGUUUCUCCUUCACGGCCAGAGAGACGGGGUUCAGACAGCAGUCGCCCGAGUAGCCGGAGAAGGCGCAGGAAGUCGAUGAAACGGCGGAGUUCCGGUGGUUCCGACGUGUUGCUUUCCACCGGCCAAUCGAUGGACUCGUUCUUGGCGCACCGCCGCGGUUCCUUGCCCGUAGAAAUAUUAGCUACGUCUUUCUCAGGUCCGCAUUGAAAUUAUCAACGAAUUUUCGCAUCGUAGACUGACAAAAUGGAAACAAAUUGGACGAUAAAAUAUGCAAGCCAUAUAAUGCUUAUGACGAAUAAUAUAUUAUUUGUACGUGAUUCUCCGUACUGCACGAUACAUUUCAUAGAACAUGUGCGUGUGUAUAUGCGUAUACAUAUUUGCAUACAAUAAUAUAUGUAUGCCAAUUGACAAACGACACAUAAAUGAUUUAUGGUCUUCCCGGUGUCCUCUUAGGAAAAAAUAUAUAUUUAAAUAUAUAUAUUGCAUGUAUAUACAUAUACAAUAAUGGAAUCAUUUAUUUGUUUACUUUCGUUCACCAAAGCUCAAUGCUUACGGUUGUUCUUUUUUUUCUUUUUUGUAACCAUGUAAGCUUUAUACUUCUAAGCGUUAAAAUCUAAUCUAUAUAAUGUAAAUAAUCACUUUACACGAGUCGUAACGGGUGCAUCGUCACGUGAUUACGAUUUAUAUCGUACUGUUUUCCAUUCUGUUUCUAUCUGUGUACGAGGUACAUAUCAUGCAUUUGUGUUGACCAUCUUUGCCUUUUUUACAAAUAUUCUUAAUGUAUAAGCUUCACAGUCUCCCGCGAUCUAUGUUAUUAUAUUGUACUCACGCGCGAACCUUAUACGUCCCACGAUAACGUUCAGGGUCUGUUGCGUACUUAGAGUAUCGUCCGGGCUCAAUCCGUUUUUACUUAUGUAAAUUCGCUUGUUACUCGUGCGCAUUAAGCCCAGAUUUACCGGGAGAGAAAUAUCAUGAUAUUAUUUCACGGACGCUUCCGUUAGAAUAGAAAUUAAUAAUUUUAAUAGUGUCGAGUUCAAAUCUGAGUAAUGCACUUGAGUACGUUUUAUUUAUAAAGAAAAAAAAAAGCGUUAUCCCGCCUGUAUAAGAGAAUCGUCUAUGAUAACAAUAAUAAAAUCUUCUAAUAUGUGUAUGGUAUAUGAAACAUUUUUAUUUCCUUCUUUCUUGUUUUUGU
Molecule: messenger RNA, 4401 nt
Organism: Sipha flava (yellow sugarcane aphid)
Lineage: Eukaryota; Metazoa; Arthropoda; Insecta; Hemiptera; Aphididae
Product: high affinity cAMP-specific 3',5'-cyclic phosphodiesterase 7A-like
Exons: 14
Coding region: 687-3416 (909 amino acids)
Molecular function (GO): 3',5'-cyclic-AMP phosphodiesterase activity
Source: RefSeq, a predicted model, not a curated record